GUCUGCGGUUAUGGCCACAUUGUGGUGCCACCUCUUCGUGUGGAUUGGGCUUUGGCAUAUUAUCCAGGUCCGUGGCAUUGCCAAGUUCACCAAUGUCCAGUGUUUUGCUGUUGAUGAAAUGUUCGCAAACUUUUCUCGGUGUCGUCUCUAUGCCGUAAAAAGGGAUGUGGUUGAGAUGAGCCUGAUCGCCAAGGUUUUACAUUGGCCCAAGCGUCGGGUUUCGAUGCGGAUACAGUUGCUGAAGCGGGCCAGUGGCUAUAAGCCAUUCCUCUACAAUAUCUGCCAGUCGGACGUGUGCGAGUAUCUGGAGAAGCGGAAUCACCCCUUCGUGAACAUAAUUUUCAACAGUUUAACCAAUCGAACCAAUGUGAACCGGUGCCCCCUUCCUCAGGAAAUUAUUUUGGAACACUUUCGAUUCCCGGUAAAGGCCUUGGAACUGCUGCCCCUGCCAUCCGGGGACUAUGCCCUCUUCAUUACGUUCAGUUUUGACAGCCAGGAAAGGGCUCUGGUCAAGGUUUACUUUACACUGACGGAGUAUCGUUAAGGUGGGACAAAAAUAUGAGUUGGUUGCACUACGAAUCAACGGCAGUGCAUUAAGCAUAUUUAUAAAUUAGCCAUCAAUUUGUUUACAUGCAGGAA
This is a messenger RNA of Drosophila subobscura, 639 nucleotides long. RefSeq lists its product as uncharacterized. Bases 11 to 544 code for a protein of 177 amino acids. The transcript is spliced from 4 exons. Lineage: Eukaryota; Metazoa; Arthropoda; Insecta; Diptera; Drosophilidae. The record is from RefSeq and is a predicted model, not a curated record.